AUGACUGGUAUAUCAUGGGAACUGAAAGGCGAAGCCAAACGCCAGUCAAUUUUAAAUGCCAUCCCCGAGAAAUGGCGACUGAACUCUUCCGUGCCUCCAGCUACAGAGCAACGUGAUGUCACGGGAGAUUAUAUUCGGCAAUACCUCACCAAGCAUGAGAUUGAGAUCACAGAGACAGAUGCCGUAGGCAUCGUAGAGCAGACAUCUACAGGCCGCUGGUCGGCCGUUGAAGUGACAGAAGCCUUCUGUCACCGGGCCGCACUAGCCCACCAGCUCGUCAGCUGUCUGCACGAAGUAUUCUUCGAAGCAGCACUCAAAGAUGCAAAAGAGCAAGACGAAUACUUCGCAAAACACAAAACCCCAAUAGGACCCCUCCACGGCUUACCAGUGAGCCUGAAAGACCAGUUCCACGUCAAAGGCGUCGAAACAACAAUGGGAUACGUAGGCUGGAUAAAUACCUUCCAAGGCCAACAGAACGACCCGCGGACCGGCACAGAAGAAAGCGAACUCGUCCGCGAACUACGCAAUCUCGGCGCAGUGCUAUACUGCAAGACCAGCGUUCCAGCCACGCUCAUGGCUGGUGAAACCGUCAACCACAUCAUCGGUUACACCUGGAACCCCAAGAACCGUCUGCUGUCGUGCGGCGGCAGCUCUGGCGGCGAAGGAGCCCUGAUGGCGCUCCGCGGCUCGCCUGCUGGCUUUGGCACUGAUAUCGGAGGCAGUGUGCGCAUCCCUGCUGGGUUCAAUUUCCUCUAUGGGCUUCGUCCUUCGGCCGGAAGAAUUCCUUACCAGGGCGCUGCGAACUCGAUGGAUGGCCAGGGCACUAUAUUGUCUGUUAUUGGGCCCAUUGCGCCAACGGCGAGGUCUUUGACGCUCUUGUUCAAGGCUGUUCUUGGUCAGAAACCUUGGUUGUAUGAUCCGCUUGCGUUGGAAUUGCCGUGGCGGGAUGAGGUUGUUCAGGAGACUAGGGCUUUGAUUGAGAAGGCUCGGGGUGGGGGGUCGACGCUUGCAUUCGGUAUUAUGAAAUAUGAUGGUGUGGCUCUUGUUCAUCCGCCGAUUGCGCGAGGACUUCGGAUCGUUGAGAAAACGCUUCAGCGAUUGGGCCAUCGGGUCGUUGAGUGGAAGCCUCCUUCUCAUGCUACUGCGGCUGCACUAGUUAGUAAAGUAUUCAAGAUGGACGGCGGUGCAGACUCGAGACAUCAUUUCGGUCUAUCUGGGGAAUCCGCAGCACCGCAAAUAAUCAGUACCGACAAUGGUGUUGAGAUGACAGCGUCUCAGAUUGCUGCACUCAAUGUUGAAAAGCGUCAGUAUCAGAAACAAUACAUCAACUAUUGGCAUAGCACCGCUGAGUUGACAGGCACCGGGCGCCCUGUUGAUGGGCUCUUUUGUCCAUUAGCGCCUCAUGCUGCUGUCAUUCCCAACGAAUACAAGUUUGUGGGAUAUACUGGAUUUGUGAAUCUGCUUGACUAUACUAGUCUUGCAAUUCCGGUCACAUUUGCGGAUAAAAAGGUCGAUGUGCGAUCGGCUGAUAGUUCUGUAGAUGAUUCCGAGCACAUUCAGUGGGAUUAUGAUGCCGAAACCUAUGAUGGAGCCCCUGUGGGAGUGCAGUUCGUAGGCAGGAGGUUGCAGGAAGAGAAGAUGCUGACUCUAGCUGAGUAUCUGGGCGAAGAGAUUGCCCGAGAUGCGAAGGAGAGGAUCUAA
Molecule: messenger RNA, 1701 nt
Organism: Penicillium griseofulvum
Lineage: Eukaryota; Fungi; Ascomycota; Eurotiomycetes; Eurotiales; Aspergillaceae
Gene: gmdA
Product: putative general amidase GmdA
Exons: 4
Coding region: 1-1701 (566 amino acids)
Source: RefSeq, a predicted model, not a curated record